CAGUAGCCACUUGCUUACAGACAUCUCACCAAGAUGGCGAUAGAUCCUUCCCUGGCCGAGACUGACAUUUUCGAUGAAGUGUUGAAGUACGGCCUGUUUUUAGGGGCCAUAUUCCAGCUGGUGUGCAUUGGGGCAGUCAUGUUCGUACCCAGCAGAGAUGAUCGCAGGGAUGGUGACUCAAGUGACGAUGAUGGAUCAGAGCAUGGAUCACCCCAUACAUCACCACCACAUCGUGGCCAUAAUCAGCACCACCGCCGCAAACAGGAUAAGAAGAAAAGACGAUGAGGGAAGGGAGAAAUGUUAACAGUUAAGACUGUUCACAUGGAAAUUGGUGGUGUAUAGCAGUAGCAGACUCACAUCAGUUGGUCUGGUCUUUGGUAAAGAAAGGUGGGUGCUUGAUAUGUCAG
Messenger RNA from Portunus trituberculatus (swimming crab), 407 nucleotides. RefSeq names its product protein anon-73B1-like. The record is from RefSeq and is a predicted model, not a curated record. The coding region runs from base 34 to 285 and encodes 83 amino acids. Gene Ontology annotation, cellular component: membrane. NCBI's taxonomy places the organism in Eukaryota, Metazoa, Arthropoda, Malacostraca, Decapoda, Portunidae. The transcript is spliced from 3 exons.